AUGAAAAGUAUGUUCGCUAUCAUUUUGCUUUUCUGUGUAUACUUGCCUGACACGGCGAGGGGAGGGGAUGCAGAAUUACCGUUAGGAUCAAGCCCGAUUCGCCCGAACGAGGCGGUGAACCCACACGGUCGAUUGAUAGAAAGCAUUGAUCAAGACCACAGUAUUGCCCUUGUUGGAGGAGAGGAAUCAAGCAAGAAGCGCCGCCUUACGGAGUACCAAAGAAGAAAACAAAACAAAGUAGCAAAGCUUGAAAAAGUUGGCGUGGAUGAAAAUGUAGCAAAAAUUGUAGUGAAUCAAAACUUUUCAAGAAUUCAUAGAAAAUGGAUGAAGGAAAAUAAAGAAAAAGGGAAAAAAUUGAAUCGAGAAUCGUAUUACAGACGAUAUAACAUCAUCAAGGAUAAACUCAAUGAAAGAAGGAAGGAGAGAUAUCGUGAACGAAAAGCAACAGAACCAAAUUUCGCUGAAAGUCGGAGAAUGACAAAGCAAGAUAGAUAUGAAGCAAACAUCCGAGCCAAUCUGAAAAAAGGAAUGACACAAACGGAGGCAACGGAAAAGGCAAACAUUUAUAUGGAAACUUACAGGAUGAAGUGCCGUCAAAGUAAUCAAAAACAUCGACAAGAUAAGAAACAAAAGGCAGCACGACAGGCCCCCAAUCAGGAUCAAGCUUGA
Molecule: messenger RNA, 669 nt
Organism: Meira miltonrushii
Lineage: Eukaryota; Fungi; Basidiomycota; Exobasidiomycetes; Exobasidiales; Brachybasidiaceae
Exons: 1
Coding region: 1-669 (222 amino acids)
Source: RefSeq, a predicted model, not a curated record